This is a messenger RNA of Miscanthus lutarioriparius, 1452 nucleotides long. The record is from the annotation of a GenBank genome assembly. NCBI's taxonomy places the organism in Eukaryota, Viridiplantae, Streptophyta, Magnoliopsida, Poales, Poaceae.
AUGGAGAUCUCCUUCUCCGCACCCCCACCCCCUCCCCCUCCGGAUGCCGCGUGUGCCGCCACCGCUGCCCCGUUGCUGGCACCUGCCGCCCCCCAGGUGCUGCCUCCCCCUGUCGCCGCGGUCUCCUCCUCGCCGCCGCAGCAGCAGGCAGCUGUGGCUGCGGCCGUGGUUGCUCCUUCCCCGGCCGACGACAAGGUCCUCGUGUCAGUUGAGGUACUGUUGCACGCCGCUAGCGCGGCUCGCCACGAGGACGUCCAGGUGGCGGUAGAGAGGAUGCUAGAAGCUCGAAGCUUAAGCUAUGUUGAUGGGCCUGUGCCAAUUCCUGCUGAUAAUUCUUUUCUUCUUGAAAAUGUCAAAAGGAUACGAAUAUGUGACACUGAUGAGUGGGCUGAGAAUCGCAAAGUUCUCUUAUUUUGGCAAGUUAAGCCUGUUGUGCAUGUGUUCCAGCUGAGUGAAGAUGGUCCUGGUGAGGAACCAAGCGAGGAUGAUACGCUCUCUAGCUUUAAUGAGUGGGCCUUACCUGCCAAAGAAUUUGAUGGUUUGUGGGAAAGUUUACUAUAUGAAGUUGGUCUCAAGCAGAGGUUGCUGAGAUAUGCUGCCAGUGCUUUGCUUUUUACUGAAAGAGGUGUGGAUACAUGUCUGGUUUCAUGGAACCGGAUUGUACUUUUGCAUGGUCCACCUGGAACAGGAAAGACUUCCUUGUGUAAAGCACUAGCACAGAAACUUUCCAUUCGCUUCAAGUCAAGGUAUUCUAUGUGUCAAUUGAUUGAAGUGAAUGCUCAUUCGCUGUUCAGCAAGUGGUUUUCUGAAAGUGGAAAAUUGGUUGCCAAACUUUUCCAGAAGAUCCAGGAGAUGGUGGAGGAAGAAAGCAACCUGGUAUUUGUAUUGAUAGAUGAAGUUGAAAGCCUUGCUGCUGCCAGACAAGCUGCCAUAUCUGGCUCUGAACCUUCAGACUCCAUUAGAGUUGUGAAUGCACUGCUAACACAAAUGGACAAACUGAAGUCUUGGCCAAAUGUUAUCAUUUUAACAACAUCAAAUAUCACUACAGCAAUAGAUAUUGCAUUUGUUGACAGGGCAGACAUUAAGGCAUAUGUCGGACCCCCUAUGCUUCAAGCACGAUACGAGAUCUUGAGGUCAUGCAUACAGGAGCUCUUAAGAGUUGGCAUUCUUACAUAUCCUCAGGGUAGUAGUGUGCCGUGUAUUCUGAACUAUUCGACCCUGAAGGAGAAGAAGCACUGUCCUGAGGCUGCAGAACCCCAUGGUGCGUUUCAGUUAUCCAGUCUACUCUAUGAAGCCGCAAAACUGUGUGAGGGACUUAGUGGCCGGUCAUUGAGGAAACUCCCUUUCCUGGCACAUGCCUCUGUCACCAACCCUUCAUGCUGCGAUGCUUCUACUUUCUUGCAUACAUUGAUAAAGACUGCGCAAAGAGAGGUCUUGGAGUCAUGUGGUUAG